Messenger RNA from Arabidopsis arenosa, 1987 nucleotides. Lineage: Eukaryota; Viridiplantae; Streptophyta; Magnoliopsida; Brassicales; Brassicaceae. The record is from the annotation of a GenBank genome assembly.
UUCUUUCUUUUGAAAUAGGUCACAUGUUCUUCAGUCUCUUCUCAAAAUCUUUGCAAGAGUUUUAAAAUCUCUAACCUUCAUGGACUUUCUUAAAGUUUCAGACAAGACAACAAUUCCAUGUAGAAGUGAUUCUUUGUUUGGUUUGAAUCAGCAACAAUACAAAGAGUCAUCUUUUGGAUUCAGAGACAUGGAGAUUCAUCCUCAUCACAUUACUCCUUAUACAGGAAAUGGAGUUUUGGGUUGUUAUUAUUACUACCCUUUCACAAACGCACAAUUGAAGGAGCUUGAGAGACAAGCAAUGAUCUACAAGUACAUGAUCGCAUCUAUUCCUGUUCCUUUUGAUCUCCUUGUUUCUUCACCAUCCUCUGCCUCUCUGUGUAAUAACAAAAACAUUGCCGGAGAUUUAGAGCCGGGAAGAUGCCGGAGAACAGACGGAAAGAAAUGGAGAUGCGCGAAAGAAGUCGUCUCUAAUCACAAAUACUGUGAGAAACACUUACACAGAGGUCGUCCUCGUUCAAGAAAGCAUGUGGAACCUCCUUAUUCUCGUCCUAACAACAAUGGUGGUUCUGUGAAAAACAAAGAUCUCAAAAAUCUUCCUCAAAAGCUCUCUAGUAGUUCCAUUAAAGACAAAACACUUGAGCCAAUUGAGAUUUCAUCAUCCAUCUCAAACUACAGAGAAUCAAGAGGAAGCGAGAUAUUUACUGUAUCGGCAACAACAGAGCAAGAAAACAAGUAUCUGAAUUUUAUCGAUGUUUGGUCCGAUGGAGUAAGAUCAUCUGAAAAACAGAGUACAACAACUUCAACACCUGUUUCUUCUUCCAAUGGCAAUCUCUCUCUUUACUCGCUUGAUCUUUCAAUGGGAGGAAACAACUUAAUGAGCCAAGACGAAAUGGGCCUGAUACAAAUGGGUUUAGGUGUAAUCGGGUCGGGUCGUGAGGAUCAUAACGGGUAUGGUCCUUAUGGUGUGACGUCUUCACUAGAGGAGAUGUCAAGCUGGCUUGCUCCGAUGUCUACCACGCCUGGUGGACCAUUAGCGGAGAUACUGAGGCCGAGUCCGAAUUUGGUUAUCUCCGGUGACAUUGAAUCGUAUAGCUUGAUGGAGACUCCGACUCCGAGCUCGUCGCCGUCUAGAGUGGUGAAGAAGAUGACUAGUUCAGUGGCAAUUUUGUCUCAAUAUUACAAACCAUUGACGCUCAAUUCUUUCCAAUAUGUCGAUUCUAUCCCGAUGCUAAACGGAUCUAACUUCUCGGAAUGGAAAGAACAUUUGUUACUUGUCCUCGCCCUUAUGGAUCUUGAUCUUUCGCUCAUGAAAGAGUGUCCAAGCUCUCCUAAGGAACUCAAGCAUUGGGAACGCUCUAAUCGUGCAGAGAGAAGUAGGGUGCAAGCAGAAAUUUCCUCAUUGAGUUAUAGAGACAAUGAGAAUGUAAGGGAGCUUAUUAUGAGGAUGAAAACCCUCGAAGCGAAACACAAGAGACUUGGGAUUGAUAAUAUCUUCUUGGAUGACAAGAUUUUAGCGCAUUAUGUAGUCCAAAUGCUGCCAUUGCAGAAGUACAUUAGGCUUCAAAACGUUUACAGAGGUCUCGAAGAGAAUUUUGUUAAUGAAAACGGUAGAUGGCACAUUGGGGAGAUAUGGUCUACUAACGAGCUCAUCAGUCGCUGCGACAUGGAAGAGGAGACUUUAAGGAGGGAAAUUGCAGAUGACGCCAAACGCGAAAAGCAAAAAAGGGAACAAUGAGAGUGUUUGAUUCAGGAGAAGCAACAGAAGAAACAUAUGCUUUAGGAAGUGAUGUUGAAAUGGUUUGAAGAAUAAUAAACAAUGAGGCGUUUUGGAGAUUUCUAUGCAAUACAAUCUCUCUGUGUGUUGUAUUUUGAAGCAUAUCCUUAGUUGUUAUUGUGUGUGAUUUCAGAUUAAUUUUUAUUUCAAUUUCUGCUUAGGAUAUGUAAUAUUCCAUUAUGCCAAAUAUUGGAAUUAAGUUAAGACCACUUU